Cricetulus griseus (Chinese hamster) is the source of this 1551-nucleotide messenger RNA. Lineage: Eukaryota; Metazoa; Chordata; Mammalia; Rodentia; Cricetidae. The record is from RefSeq and is a predicted model, not a curated record.
CUUUGAGUGGAUUCCUUCCCCUCUCCUACUCUUCCUUUCUUUCUCACAGCAGUAGUCUCUUCCCUUAAAGACCUUGGACCCGGAGAUCCCAGGGAAGCUCCUCAACUAGCCAUUCAUCAAGGCCUGUGAGUCUUCAUCUCUGUGACCUGCACUGUGUCCUGCCUGUGUUCCCAAGGAAUCUCAGCAUGGAUCCUACUGAGAACAGCCAGACCUUCAACGUCCCUGACAACACUCAGUCCCAAAGGCCUGCAAGGGGCCUGGAGGCUGCCCAGGUCCCCGUAGCUGAGGUGGGGGAUGCUGAGGCCACUGUCCCCACCUCAGGGGAAGUGUCUGUUGGAGAAAUGCCCAGUUCUCCCCAGAGUGCUGAGGCAGCCUCUUCUCCUCCUGCUGCCCUGGGCUCCAAUGCAGGGGGGGCAUCUACAGAGGCCUCUAGAAACCAAGCUAGUGAAGUGGCCCUUCCUGAGCCCUCCUUGCAGCAGGAACUCAAUAGAAAGAUAGUUGAUUUGGUUUUCUUCCUGCUCCUCAAGUACAGGAGGGGGCAGGUGACAAGUAGGGCAGAAAUUUUGCAUGCGGUCAUCAGAGAAUAUGAGGCAUACUAUUCUGCGAUCUUUAGUAAGGCCAUUGACUGCAUGAGACUGAUGUUUGGGCUUGACAUAAUAGAAAGGAAUCCCCUUGUCCACUCCUACUCUCUUGUCCAUGCUCUAGGGAUCACCUAUGAUGGGCUGCAGCAUGGUUUCCCAGGCAUACCAAAGACAGGCCUCUUGAUAAUCAUGCUGUGUAUCAUCUUCAUAGAGGACAAUUGUGUCAGCGAGGAGGCCUUGUGGCGCAUAUUGAAUGGUUUGGGGCUGUAUGCUGGGAGGGAUCAUUUCAUAUACGGGGAGCCCAGGAGACUCAUCACUGAGCAUUUUGUGCAGGAAAGAUACCUGGAGUGCAGACAGGUGCCAGGCAGCGAUCCUCCUAGCCAUGAGUUCCUAUGGGGCCCCAGGGCCCAUGCGGAAACCACCAAGAUGAAAAUCUUGAGGUUUUUUGCCAGCAUAAUUAGGCGGGAUCCCAGAUCCUACCCCUACAGUUAUGCAGAUGCUUUGAGAGAUGAGCUGCAGAGGACCUAGACCUGAAUCGCCCAGCAGAUGAUACUACUGUCCUGAGCAGCACCCAUUCUAGCGCACUGGCAGUUUCCAGGUCAGGUAGUCAGACAUUUAAGGACUUGUACCCUCAGUGGAGUGCUGGUGGAAUGACAGCAUGAACCGUUUCAUUCUUCCUGUUCUCACUGGGUGACUUGGGCUUUCUUGUUAUUUCACAAUGUUGCUACUGUUACUACAAGGUUCCCUAUUGGAGAUGUUUUAAAUUCAUGAAUAUAGUUUGUAAACUGAACUACUGUUGUUGAUCCACGUUAGGAGAAUUUUAUCAUUUUUUUGAACAGUUGAGAAUGACAUGUCCAAUUUGGAAAAUGUAUUAAGAUUCUAUAGCAUUCUAAGUGGAAUUACCCUGGCAAUGGGAAGGAACUUGUCAUUUUCAUGUAAAAACAAUAAAUUUUAAAAGAAUUGCCUUCAA